Marmota flaviventris (yellow-bellied marmot) is the source of this 2259-nucleotide messenger RNA. The record is from RefSeq and is a predicted model, not a curated record. NCBI's taxonomy places the organism in Eukaryota, Metazoa, Chordata, Mammalia, Rodentia, Sciuridae.
AAAAAAAAACCUGUUCUAAACAAUGCUGACAACCUGAUUCUUUGAACUCACAGGUCAGAGAGUCCUGUGUAUUGCUCUGUUCUCUCCCACGUUCCUCCUUGGGACAGUUCUGCACUUGUUGUCCUUGGUAUCUACAGCAGAUCCUGCGAUUAAUGAAUGACCUGGAGGAGCUCCCGGGGAGGGCUUCAGGACCAGACUUCUAGAGUUCAUGUGCAUACUCAGAAAUCCUGUUCUUGUUGUAGGGCUGCGAUCUCUCACAAUGGAGGGAAGCCGGCAGACGCGAGUUUCUCGGCCCUACAAGAUCAGCGAAUCUUCAAAGGUGUACCGCUGGGCCGACCACUCCUCCACAGUGCUGCAGCGGCUAAACGAGCAGCGGCUCCGCGGCCUCUUCUGUGACGUGGUCCUGGUGGCGGAUGAGCAGCGCGUGCCAGCCCACCGCAACCUGCUGGCCGUGUGCAGCGACUACUUCAACUCCAUGUUCACGCUGGGCAUGCGGGAGGCCUUCCAGAAGGAGGUGGAGCUGAUCGGCGCCUCCUACAUCGGGCUCAAGGCCGUGGUGGACUUCCUGUACAGCGGGGAGCUGGCGCUGGACGGCGGCAACAUCGACUACAUCCUGGAGACGGCGCACCUGCUGCAGAUCUGGACAGUGGUGGACUUCUGCUGCGAGUACCUGGAGCAGGAGGUGAGCGAGGACAACUACCUGUACCUGCAGGAGCUGGCCUCCAUCUACAGCCUCAAGCGGCUGGACGCCUUCAUCGACGGCUUCAUCCUGAGCCACUUCGGCACACUGUCCUUCACGCCCGACUUCCUGCAGAACGUCUCCAUGCAGAAGCUGUGUGUGUACCUGAGCAGCAGCCAGGUGCAGCGGGAGUGCGAGCACGACCUGCUGCAGGCGGCCCUGCAGUGGCUGACGCAGCAGCCCGAGCGCGAGGCGCACGCCUACCGGGUGCUGGAGAACAUCCACUUCCCGCUCAUCCCCAAGAACGACCUGCUACACCGUGUCAAGCCGGCCGUGUGCUCGCUGCUGCCCCGCGAGGCCGACUGCGAGGGCUUCAUCGAGGAGGCCGUGCACUACCACAACAGCCUGGCCGCCCAGCCCGUCCUGCAGACCAAGCGCACAGCGCUGCGCACGGACGAGGAGCGCCUACUGUUUGUGGGCGGUGAGGUCUCUGAGCGGUGUCUGGAGCUCAGUGAUGACACCUGCUACCUGGACGCCAAGAGCGAGCAGUGGGUCAAGGAAACGCCCCUGCCGGCCCGGCGGAGCCACCACUGCGUCGCCGUGCUGGGGGGCUUCAUCUUCAUCGCGGGCGGCAGCUUCUCACGGGACAACGGAGGGGAUGCAGCCUCCAACCUCCUUUAUAGGUAUGACCCCCGCUGUAAACAGUGGAUCAAGGUGGCCUCCAUGAACCAGCGGCGUGUGGACUUCUACCUUGCCUCCAUUGGGGACAUGCUGUUGGCUGUUGGUGGCCGGAAUGAGAAUGGAGCACUCUCUUCGGUGGAGACCUACAGCCCCAAGACUGACUCUUGGUCCUACGUGGCCGGCUUGCCAAGGUUCACCUACGGCCACGCGGGCACCAUCUACAAGGACUUUGUGUACAUCUCGGGGGGCCACGACUACCAGAUCGGCCCCUACCGCAAGAACCUGCUGUGCUACGACCGCCGCACGGAUGUGUGGGAGGAGCGGCGGCCCAUGACCACGGCGCGUGGCUGGCACAGCAUGUGCAGCCUGGGCGACAGCAUCUACUCCAUCGGGGGCAGCGACGACAACGUCGAGUCCAUGGAGCGCUUUGAUGUGCUGGGCGUGGAGGCCUACAGCCCGCAGUGCAACCAGUGGACCCGCGUGGCGCCCCUGCUGCAUGCCAACAGCGAGUCGGGGGUGGCCGUGUGGGAGGGCCGCAUCUACAUCCUGGGCGGCUACAGCUGGGAGAACACGGCUUUCUCCAAGACCGUGCAGGUCUACGACCGCGACGCCAACCAGUGGAGCCGCGGCCCCGACCUGCCCAAGGCCAUCGCCGGCGUGUCGGCCUGUGUCUGCGCCCUGAAGCCGCAGCUGGAGGACAGGAAGAAGAAGGGCAAGGGCAAGCGGCAGUAGGGCAGGGCCAGCGCUGCCGCCCGCUCCUGGCCUCGUGGCCGGAGCAGUAGGCAGUGGCCGCCCCUUAGCCCUCUGGAAAUGUUACGUGCUCUUGGCAGCUUUUUUACUUUUAUGAUUCUUGGUAUUUCUAUGGUAUCAUAACCAAUUAAACAUGGUAUAUCACUUGA